AUGACCAGUAGUACAAGUGCAUCCAUCCAUACGAAUCCUGCUGCCUUGUUUGGUGUGGAGGGUCAGGUUGCUGUGGUCACAGGAGGUGGCACUGGUAUCGGACUCAUGAUUGCUACUGCAUUAGAGAAUAACGGUGCCACCGUGUACAUCAUUGGUCGAAGGCUUGAAGUUAUAGAAAAGGCUGCCAAGGAGAACAACAAAUUCGGAAAGCUCAUUCCCCUACAGGGUGACAUCACAUGUCGCCAGUCACUCACAGAGCUCGUCGAGAUUGUCAGAACACGGCAUGGCUAUAUUGACCUCCUUGUGAAUAAUGCCGGCAUUGCCCGCAAUAUUCUCCCCUCGCAAUUGCCAUCCCCUCUGGACGACCCUGCACAUGCCCCCCCAUCCAUCAAGGCAUUCCAAAGUGUCCUUUGGGAUACUGGGUCGCCAGAAGGCUUUGCCGAGACGUUCGAUACGAACGUAACCGCCGUUUAUUUCACUACCGUUGCCUUCCUCGAGUUGCUUCACCUUGGCAACCUAAGAAGGGGUGACCUGCCACCUGUCAUGUCGUUGCGUCCACAGGUUUUCAAUACAGAAGCCUCUGCUAGUGAAGCUUCGAACGGCCGAGACUCCGCGUCAUCCAGUCCCUCAGUAGCCUAUCAUUCCUUGCCUCCAACACCCUCACCUAUUACAUCCCUUCCUGCGGGAUUGUCCUCCACUAAUUCUGCUCAUGCUCUGGGUAUUCCACAGCCAACAUCUCAAGUUAUCACCAUCUCCUCAUCUGGCGCUUUCCGUCUCGAUGCGAGAGUCCUAUCUAUAUCUUACACGAUGGCAAAGAAUGCUUGUACACACCUCGGAAGGCUUCUUGCUAACCUUCUGUCCGAUUGGGGUAUUCGUUCUAACGUACUAUGUCCAGGCGUUUUCCCAAGCGAAAUGACAUCAACUCAACACCUCACACCUGCCCUUUUGGCUCAAGCUGUCCCUCUUGGUCGCGCAGGUGUCCUUUCUGAUAUUUCCGGUCCUAUUCUUUUCCUAGCUGGCCCUGCGGGAGCGUACGUGAAUGGUGCCGUGUGGCUGGUCGAUGGUGGACGAGUUGGCUCUGUCGCCAGCUCCUACCAAUGA
This is a messenger RNA of Suillus clintonianus, 1101 nucleotides long. Its product is annotated as NAD(P)-binding protein. Lineage: Eukaryota; Fungi; Basidiomycota; Agaricomycetes; Boletales; Suillaceae. The coding region runs from base 1 to 1101 and encodes 366 amino acids. The record is from RefSeq and is a predicted model, not a curated record. The transcript is spliced from 4 exons.